AUGAAGAGGGUGCCAUUUUUCCAUGACAUUGGGCACGAGGUGGAGUUGUGGUGGGACAAAGGGACAUGGGGUUUCAAGAACCAAUGUGUGGAAUGGCAUGCAAACUGCAACUACAUUGCAACCGGAUCUAGUGACAAAACUGUUCGUUUGUGGGAUGUACAGAGUGGGGAGUGUGUUAGAAUUUUUAUCGGUCAUAGGAGUAUGAUUUUAUCCCUGGCAAUGUCACCUGAUGGUCGGUACAUGGCAUCUGGUGAUGAAGAUGGCACAAUAAUGAUGUGGGAUCUCUCGACUGGUCGUUGUGUUACUCCUUUGCUGGGUCAUACUUCCUGUGUCUGGACACUUGCUUUCAGCUGCGAAGGUGCACUUCUUGCGUCUGGUUCUGCUGAUUGCACUGUGAAGUUAUGGGAUGUGACAACAAGCACAAAGAUGCUAAAACUAGACGAAAACAAAAGUGGAAAUGCAAACAGACUCAGAUCAUUGAAGACUCUACCUACCAAAUCCACUCCAGUCUACUCUUUGCAGAAAGUUGUUCCAAAAUAUUGGUGUAUAUUCCUGGAACAGUUCUCAAGAAGGAAUCUUCUCUUUGCUGCUGGGGUUCUCUCAAAAACUGCAUGA
This is a messenger RNA of Ilex paraguariensis (yerba mate), 615 nucleotides long. NCBI's taxonomy places the organism in Eukaryota, Viridiplantae, Streptophyta, Magnoliopsida, Aquifoliales, Aquifoliaceae. The record is from the annotation of a GenBank genome assembly.